AUGGUCGACCAUUCGAAAUGGAAGUUCAACCAUACCAUGCUGCGGGUGAAGGAUCCCCAGAAGUCACUCGAGUACUACAAACUACUUGGCCUGAGUCUGGUCAACAAACUCGAAUUUCCGGAUAACAAGUUUGACCUGUACUUCUUGGCCUACGAUGGUCCUCACUCAGCCUCUCCAGGCAGCCACUGGACUGACCGUGAAGGUGUCCUCGAGCUCACCCACAACUAUGGUACGGAGAGCGACGCCAACUUUACCAUCAACAACGGCAACAAAGACCCACACAAGGGGUUUGGACACAUUUGUGUGAGCGUGGACAAUCUCCAAGCCGCGUGCCAGAGGAUCGAGGAUGCGGGCUACAAAUUCCAGAAAAAACUCACGGAUGGGCGCAUGCGGAGUAUCGCGUUUGCCCUUGACCCCGACGGGUACUGGGUCGAGAUAAUCGGGCAAAAGAACGUUGACGAGACAAAGGACAUCACCACGACCGACACUUCGGCAUACCGAUUUAACCACAGCAUGAUCCGCGUCAAGGACCCGGAGAAGAGUCUGAAAUUCUACCAAGAUGUCAUGGGUAUGACUCUCCUCCGUACUUCGGAGCAAAAGGAGGCCAAGUUCACACUGUACUUCCUCGGAUACCCCGGCGACUUUGCCAUUCCCAAGCCAGAAGAUACCCCGAACGGAGUCAACCCUCUGGCUCAGAAGGAAGGGUUGCUGGAGUUGACCUGGAACUACGGCACAGAGACACAAGAAGGCAAAGUCUACCACAACGGCAACGAUGAACCUCAAGGAUUUGGACACAUCUGCAUCAGUGUCGAUGACCUUGACAAGGCAUGCCAGUUCAUGGAGGAUAAACAGGUGAACUGGAAGAAGCGGUUGACCGAUGGCAGGAUGAAGAAUGUGGCCUUUGUUCUGGACCCGGAUGACUACUGGAUCGAGAUCAUCCAGAAUGAGAAGCUGAAGAAAACUAGCGAUUGGUAG
This is a messenger RNA of Exophiala oligosperma, 975 nucleotides long. Its product is annotated as lactoylglutathione lyase. The record is from RefSeq and is a predicted model, not a curated record. Gene Ontology annotation, molecular function: lactoylglutathione lyase activity; metal ion binding. The coding region runs from base 1 to 975 and encodes 324 amino acids. Lineage: Eukaryota; Fungi; Ascomycota; Eurotiomycetes; Chaetothyriales; Herpotrichiellaceae. The transcript has 2 exons.